Phalacrocorax carbo (great cormorant) is the source of this 4645-nucleotide messenger RNA. Lineage: Eukaryota; Metazoa; Chordata; Aves; Suliformes; Phalacrocoracidae. The record is from RefSeq and is a predicted model, not a curated record.
GGCCGGCGCUGCGCUGCGGUGUCGGUGUCGGGCCGGCGGCGCGGCGCAGUGCAGGAGCCGGAGCCGGGGCCGGGGCCGGGAGCGGGCAGCACCGCCGCCGCUUCGCUGGCGUCUGGCGGAGCGGGGCGGCAGCAGGCUGCGGCCAGCGGGGCGAAGCGAAGCGAAGCGGCCGGCGGGUCUCGGCAGCGUCCCCUCGGUGUUUUCUCCCCUCCCCUCUUUCCCGUGAGCCGCUCCCCGCCCGGGUCCCGCGGGUGCAGCAUGAAGUGCGGCGAUGGCCCGGAGAGGUAAGACGGCGGUGAGGACGCUGGAAGACCUGACGCUGGACUCCGGGUAUGGUGGCGCGGCGGACUCGGUGCGCUCUUCCAACUUGUCGCUGUGCUGCUCGGAUUCGCACCCCGCGUACCCCUAUGGAGGAAGCUGCUGGCCGCACCUAACUGACUCCAUGCACAGUCGGCACAACAGCUUCGACACCGUCAACACCGUCCUAGCGGAAGACUCCGAGGUGCUGGACUGCGCGGGGCAGCAGUGCUCCCGGCUCCUGCCCGACCUUGAGGAGGUCCCCUGGAGCCUGGAGGAGGUGGAGGCGCUGCUGCUGCCGCCGCCGCGCCGGGAGCCUCGGCCGCCGGGCGCCGCCGCCGCCAGCCCCGGGAGCCGGGAUGCGGCGGCGCGGCUCUCGACGCUGGUGAGCCGGGCGCUGGUGCGCAUCGCCCGGGAGGCGCAGCGGCUGAGCCUCCGCUUCGCCAAGUGCACCAAGCACGAAGUGCGGAGCGCCAUGGAGAUCGUCCUGGGCUGGACGCUGGCGGCCCGCUGCACGGCGGCCGCCCUCGGCGCCCUCUCCCUCUACAACAUGAGCGGCAGCGGCGGCGACCGCUUCAGCCGCGGCAAGUCGGCGCGCUGCGGGCUGGCCUUCUCCGUGGGCAAGUUCUACCGCUGGAUGGUGGACAGCCGCGUGGCCCUGCGCAUCCACGAGCAUGCCGCCAUCUACCUCACCGCCGGCACCGAGAGCCUCUUCCGCGACAUCCACGCCCGGGUGCUGGCCGGCCCCGCCGCCCCGCUCCCGCCGCCCGGCCGCCCCCCGGCCGCCGCCGCCGCCCCGGCCGAGAAGGAGAAGGAGGGCGGCGAGGCGCCCCGCUUCACCCUGGAAGCGCUGGAGCAGACGGUCAACAACGACCCCGAGCUCUGGGGCUUGCUGCAGCCCUACCAGCACCUCAUCUGCGGCAAGAACGCCAGCGGUGUUCUCUGCCUGCCAGACAGCUUGAACCUUCACAAAGACCAGCAAAGGUCAAACAAGCCCGGAGAAGUGCAGAUGUUCAGCCAGUCAGAGCUAAGGACCAUCGAGCAGUCUCUACUUGCUACGCGUGUGGGGAGCAUUGCUGAACUCAGCGACCUGGUGUCUCGAGCAAUGCACCACCUCCAGCCCCUCAAUGCCAAGCAGCAUGGGAAUGGGACACCGAUGCACCAGAAGCAGGGAUCACUCUACUGGGAGCCAGAGGCUCUGUACACCCUCUGCUACUUCAUGCACUGUCCGCAGAUGGAGUGGGAAAACCCCAAUGUGGAGCCGUCAAAAGUCACACUGCAGACUGAGAGGCCGUUCAUUGUGCUGCCUCCCCUGAUGGAGUGGAUACGGGUUGCUGUGGCUCACGCGGGGCACCGUCGCAGUUUCUCGGUGGACAGCGAUGACGUACGGCAGGCAGCAAGGCUCUUAUUGCCGGGAGUUGACUGCGAACCUCGACAGUUAAAAAUCGACGACUGUUUUUGUGCAUCUCGGAAACUGGAUGCAGUUGCCACUGAAGCGAAGUUCAAGCAGGACCUGGGUUUCCGAAUGCUCAACUGUGGACGAACAGAUCUGGUUAAACAAGCCAUAUCCUUGCUGGGGCCGGAUGGGAUUAACAGCAUGAGUGAACAGGGCAUGACUCCACUGAUGUAUGCUUGUGUCAGGGGUGAUGAGGCUAUGGUGCAGAUGCUGCUAGAUGCUGGAGCAGAUCUGAAUGCUGAGGUUGUCAGUACUGCUCAUAAAUACCCAUCCGUCCACCCUGAGACCCGCCAUUGGACAGCUCUGACAUUUGCUGUGUUGCAUGGACAUAUUCCUGUAGUUCAGCUGUUGCUGGAUGCUGGAGCAAAGGUAGAAGGUUCCUUGGAGCAUGGAGAGGAAAAUUACUCUGAAACUCCUUUACAGUUGGCAGCAGCUGCUGGAAAUUUUGAACUGGUCAGUUUGCUGUUGGAGCGAGGAGCUGACCCCAUGAUAGGAACAAUGUACAGGAACGGCAUUUCCAUGACUCCACAAGGUGACAUGAACUCUUUCAGUCAGGCUGCUGCGCAUGGACACAGGAACGUCUUUCGGAAGCUGCUUGCUCAGCCGGAGAAGGAGAAGAGUGAUAUUCUGUCGCUGGAGGAGAUCCUGGCGGAGGGGACAGACUUGCCCGACUCGGCGGCAGCUCCGCUUUGUGCCAGCCGCAAUAGCAAGGCCAAACUGAAAGCCCUGAAGGAGGCCAUGUACCACAGUGCCGAGCAUGGCUACGUGGAUGUGACCAUUGACAUACGGAGCAUAGGUGUUCCAUGGACGCUGCACACAUGGCUGGAGUCCUUGCGCACGUCCUUCCAGCAGCACCGACGGCCCCUCAUCCAGUGCUUGCUGAAGGAAUUCAAGUCCAUUCAGGAAGAAGAGUACACAGAGGAGCUCAUCACACAAGGCUUGCCUCUGAUGUUUGAGAUACUGAAAGCUAGCAAGAACGAAGUGAUCAGCCAGCAGCUCUCUGUCAUUUUCACCCAUUGCUAUGGACCCUACCCUAUUCCAAAGCUUGUUGAAAUUAAGCGCAAGCAGACCUCUCGCCUAGAUCCCCAUUUUCUUAAUAACAAAGAGAUGUCAGAUGUUACAUUUCUGGUGGAAGGAAGACCAUUUUAUGCACAUAGAGUGUUGCUAUUUACUGCAUCACCAAGGUUUAAAGCAUUGCUGUCUAGCAAGCCCUCAUCUGAUAGUACUUGUAUUGAGAUCAACUACGUGAAGUACCCCAUCUUUCAGCUGGUUAUGCAGUAUCUUUAUUAUGGAGGUGCAGAGUCACUCUUGAUUAAAAAUAAUGAAAUUAUGGAGCUUCUCUCUGCUGCUAAAUUUUUCCAGCUUGAAGCUUUACAACGACACUGUGAGAUCAUUUGCGCAAAAAGCAUUAAUACAGAAAACUGCGUGGAUAUUUAUAAUCAUGCCAAGUUUCUCGGAGUCACAGAACUAUCUUCCUAUUGUGAAGGCUACUUUCUAAAAAAUAUGAUGGUCCUCAUUGAAAACGAAGCUUUCAAACAGCUGUUGUAUGACAAGAAUGGAGAAACGUCUGGUCAAAAUGUACUACAGGACUUACAGAGGACGUUGGCCACAAGGAUUCAGUCAAUUCACUUGUCUUCUUCAAAGGGCUCCAUUGUAUAAAGCUGAGGAAGAUGGUAACCCUCUAAUAAAGACCCUGCAAGUGAAGUCUGCUGUUGCAGUUGCUUAAACCCGUUGCAGUUGCUUAAACAACUACAAAAACAAAAUAUUAAAAAGUUCUUCUUCGCAUCCAAAUAGUUCUGUGUUGGCCAAAGGUGCUGCGCUGGGUCUGCGGCCCUGUUUGGAUGAGGGAAUACAGAAAGCAAAGCUCCUUGUGUUUUUGAGCAAACGUGGUACAAGAGUAUGCAGUGAAUGGCUGUUGUACUCAAAUUCUGAACACACACGCGCCAUUGUGGAGCUCGAUGCCAACAAAAGCCAGAACUCACAUCAGUGAACAGCAGAAGCCCCUGCCUGAGCAGUGGUGCCAGGGAACACCCAAACUGACCGAUUAAUCAUUUAAGGCGGUUUUGUUCCAGUGUUACACAUUUAAGAACUAUAUCUAUCCCGGAUAUCUCCAUUUAUCUCAUGCAUUUAAGAAAUGUAAGAACUGUUAUUGCUGUCAAGCAAAGAUCAACUGUAUUAGAGAGUGGGUAAGACUGUUACAGCUGAGGAAACAUACUGGCAGAUUUUUAGGGGUGGGAACUUUUUAAACUGUUCAUAAAAAAAUAAUGGGGUGGCCUUGUAGUUUAAAAACUAUUUCUUAAGCUUAAAAUUUAAUUUUCGACAGAGCUGUGUUUGAGAAUCUAUGUAACAUGUUUUGGUUUUUGUUUUGGUUUUGUUUUUUUUUUUUAAAAUGGUAAAAUGUACAUUGUGUAAACACACAAAUGAUCAAGUUUUGCUUGUAUUCUUUCCUAGGGCGGUAUAAUCUUGCCUAACAGGCUAUGGUUACACCAAAGAGGUACAUUACCCAGACUAUCUCUAAUACAGUAGGGGAGGGGGGGCAGGAGAACUGCAUGCUACAUGUGAUUUGGGGUUAAAAACAAUUACAAACUCAACAUGCAUUUGCAUGGUAACUGUACCUGUGAAAUGUUACGUCCGUGCUUCGUUUCGCCAUGACAAAUGCAACGUUACUUCUUGUCAAAUUUCAUUUGUGAAAUUAGCAUAUUUUUUUAUUUGGUGCGAUUGGUUGUGAAAUAAUACUCCCGGAGACCCUUCUUGAGAUGCUGGUAUCUGUUUGUUACAGUGAAGGGAUAAUCACAGAUCUUUACUUCAGUAAUGUGUCAAUACUUUACUACUGGCCAGAGAUUGUGUCCAAGUUAGACUUUUUUAAAUUAUAAUUAAAUAUGUGCUAUAGAA